AUGGCUUCUACUUCACGGAUACCCCAUCUUUUGGAGCCCUAUAUCUCUCUGCCUCCAGAGUCCUCACUCAAUCUUAUCACUAGCGUGCUUGGUGCAAGCGCGAACUGGCUGGUUCUGCGCCAUGUGUAUUCAUACCUCAGAGGUAGUGCAGAUGGAGAUGAGAGCACCAAGGACACAGGCGUCAUACUGCUGAGCUUCAUGAGAGAUGGUGCCUUUUGGAGAGAGGGUUCUACAAAAUUGGGCCUUGAUUUAGAUGCCCUAAGUAGAGCAGGACGCUUCACAUUCAUCGACGGUUUCUCAGGACUCUAUGGUGAAGCUAAGAACGGGGUGCUAGGCACACGAAAAGAGAGGACGCUUCGGAGUACGGAGCUUGCAGACAUCAAAAGAGAAAUUGAAGGCGCUAUCACGGACUUACGUGCGUCGCGUAAGAUCCUUAUUAUCGACCAACUUGAUGCGCUUCUCGCUGUCACCGAUGACUCAACCACAAGUCUCACGCUUCAAGACGCCGUUCUUAGCCUACGAAGUCUUGUCCACAGUACGCUACUCACUCUGUCAGCCGACGUGCCUCUUGUUGCUACCCAAGUUACGGCGCUUGAGCGAGAGCACGCCAGCCUCGUGCUUUCUACAGCACAUGAAGCUGACAUGGUGUUCUCCCUACGGAUGCUUGAUACAGGGACAGCGAGGGAUGUCAGCGGAGUAGUCCGCAUUACAGGACCUGGAGCAGAGGGCUUGGGUGGUGCUACUGAGUAUUUAUAUCAUGUUGUUGCGGACGGCGGGGUUAAGGUCUUUGAAAGAGGGACAUGA
Molecule: messenger RNA, 804 nt
Organism: Fusarium mangiferae
Lineage: Eukaryota; Fungi; Ascomycota; Sordariomycetes; Hypocreales; Nectriaceae
Exons: 3
Coding region: 1-804 (267 amino acids)
Biological process (GO): tRNA wobble uridine modification
Cellular component (GO): elongator holoenzyme complex
Source: RefSeq, a predicted model, not a curated record